GCAAAGAAUACUCACUCAUCGAGUCUUCAAGUAAUUUCCUUCUUUCGCUUAUAGUCCUUCUCUGGCAAUUAUGUUCUUCUUCCGCGCACUCACCGCAGCCUCGGCGUUCUUCCUUGCCGCCAGCCCAGCCCUCGCUUCUCCAGCACCCAUCCAAGCCGACCUCGUCAAAUGCGACACCGAGUUGGUUGCUCGUUCAGAUGUAGACGUCCUCGACGUCUUCACGGACCUCAAGGGCGUGGUCGAUGAGAUCCUACCAGAAAUCGAGGGCCUCAUCAAAAACAAUACCCUCACCCAGGACUUGGUCAUGCCCCUUAUCAACGACCUCACGGGGGCAAUCAAGAACGCGACGUCCGAGUUGGGAAGUUUGGUUGGGACUUCGGUUACUAAGAGGAGCACCGACGAAGAUAUUGCCACUCUCGUAGCCGGGAUCAUCACCGAUAUCUCGAACACGAUGGACGGCCUAGCCACCGCUAACAUCGACUCAUCUUCCUUGGAUUUGGGUUCGAUCCUUCUGGAUGUCGGUGGUGUUCUUGCCGGAUUAGUUGUUGCUCUCGUUGGGGUAGUGGGCGGUAUUCUGGCGCUGUUGCUUCCUCUGCUCCUCCCUGUCGUUGGUCUGCUUGUGACGAUUGUUGUGGGAUUGCUGGGCGGGCUUUUGGGUCUGAUUCUUUGAAGGACAUUUUUCAUAUACACGUAUUCUGAUAAUAUCGGACAGACCAGUCUUUUAAUGCAUACAUAGUUCAUGCGAAUCAUUCGUUCAAGCAGCUGCUGUCCGCUAUAGUUCUUGAGAAAUAUUCAGAGAAACAGUGGCC
This is a messenger RNA of Guyanagaster necrorhizus, 809 nucleotides long. RefSeq lists its product as uncharacterized. NCBI's taxonomy places the organism in Eukaryota, Fungi, Basidiomycota, Agaricomycetes, Agaricales, Physalacriaceae. The transcript has 4 exons. The coding region runs from base 71 to 670 and encodes 199 amino acids. The record is from RefSeq and is a predicted model, not a curated record.